CGCUGCCGCGCAUGCCCGCAGCGGGACGCAGGCGCGUGACGCGCCGUCUGCGCGCCGUCUGUCCCCGGUCCCAUAUGGAGGAUGAAGACUGCCCCGAGCUGGUGCCGAUAGACCUCGGCGUCGUGCACGACAGCGAGCCUGGCUCCGGCAGGAAGAUCCCCGUGACCAUCAUCACGGGCUACCUAGGUGCUGGGAAAACAACGCUUCUGAAUUACAUUCUGACUGAGCAGCACAGUAAGAGAAUCGCAGUGAUACUGAAUGAGUUUGGAGAAGGGAGUGCACUGGAGAAAUCCUUGGCAAUUAGUCAGGGAGGAGAACUCUAUGAAGAAUGGCUGGAGCUAAGGAAUGGCUGUUUGUGCUGUUCAGUAAAGGACAAUGGUGUGAAGGCUAUUGAGAACCUCAUGCAAAAGAGAGGAAAAUUUGACUAUAUUUUGUUAGAAACAACUGGUUUGGCAGAUCCAGGAGCUGUGGCCUCCGUGUUCUGGGUUGAUUCUGAGCUGGGAAGCGACAUAUAUCUUGAUGGCAUUGUAUCUGUUGUUGAUGCAAAGCAUGGAUUGCAGCACUUGACAGAGGAGAAGCCAGAAGGCCUUGUCAACGAAGCGUCACGGCAGGUUGCAUUAGCUGAUCUUAUAAUCAUCAAUAAAACAGAUUUGGUUUCGGGGGAAGAAUUGAAUAAAGUCAGAACCUCUGUCAGGUCAAUAAAUGGACUCGUCAAAAUUUUGGAGACACAAAGGUCAAGAGUUGAUCUUUCCAAUGUGCUGGACCUGCAUGCUUUUGAUAGUCUAUCUGGAAUAAGCUUGCAGAAAAAAAUUGAGAAUAUGAAGACAACACAUGCACAUCUAGAUAAGGGUAUAAUGACAGUAACAUUUGAAGUCCUAGGAAAUAUUAAGGAAGAAAACCUCAAUCUCUUUAUACAGAAUCUUCUGUGGGAAAAGAAUGUGAAAGAUAAGACUGGACGUACCAUGGAUGUCAUAAGACUGAAGGGACUCGUAUCUAUUCAAGGCAAAUCUCAUCAAGUGAUAGUCCAAGGUGUCCAUGAGCUCUAUGAUGUGGAAGAGACUGCAGUAACAUGGAAGGAAGAUGAAAAAAGAACAAAUAGACUCGUUUUAAUUGGUAGAAACUUGGAUAAGGAGAUCAUCAAAGAAGUAUUCAUAGAAACUGUGACAGAGAAGCAUGAAAACAGUUGACAUUGGACUACAAACAAGAUUAAAAGUCUUGUGCUUAACUCUGCAAGCUUUUUAUGACAAGAAGGACUGAAUGACACACAGUGUAGUAGUCCCUUUUUCCUCUUCCAACCUACUGGACAGUUAAACUCUCAAGCCCUGCUAAGAAUCCCAGCUCACCUUUGUUAAAAGAAUAGCUCUUAUGGUCUAGUAUCAAACACAAAAAAAAUUCUAGAAUUUUGAGUUAGGCUUAAUUUAUGCUGGUGAAUUCAUUAAGCUUUGCAGAAGUGCAGAUAGGGAGAAGACUUGUUUCUUUUGUAUGUGAAAAAAGGCCAUAAACUGCAGUAGGUGUAUGUGGUAAAGAUGUUGAAAAACUAGUGCUUUUUUGCUGUAAUGCUCUUUUAAUAAUAAAUUAGUAUUGAUUUUUGCCAGUCAUGUAA
Phasianus colchicus (ring-necked pheasant) is the source of this 1603-nucleotide messenger RNA. RefSeq names its product zinc-regulated GTPase metalloprotein activator 1A-like. Gene Ontology annotation, cellular component: cytoplasm. Lineage: Eukaryota; Metazoa; Chordata; Aves; Galliformes; Phasianidae. The record is from RefSeq and is a predicted model, not a curated record.